Molecule: messenger RNA, 4219 nt
Organism: Lytechinus pictus (painted urchin)
Lineage: Eukaryota; Metazoa; Echinodermata; Echinoidea; Temnopleuroida; Toxopneustidae
Product: serine/threonine-protein kinase SIK1-like
Exons: 4
Coding region: 77-478 (133 amino acids)
Biological process (GO): protein phosphorylation; intracellular signal transduction
Cellular component (GO): cytoplasm
Molecular function (GO): ATP binding; protein serine/threonine kinase activity
Source: RefSeq, a predicted model, not a curated record
GGUUGCAAUCAAGAUCAUUGACAAAUCCAGGUUAGACGAUUCCAAUCUCAAGAAGGUUUACAGGGAAGUGCAAAUCAUGAAGAUGCUCUCGCAUCCGAACGUCAUUAAAUUAUACCAGGUUAUGGAAACAAAGAGUAUGCUAUACCUCGUAACGGAAUACGCAAGCAGUGGGGAAAUGUUUGAUUACUUAGACACACAUGGCCGGAUGUCAGAGAAGGAAGCGAAGAAGAAAUUCAUGCAAAUCAUCUCCGCCGUCGAAUACUGCCACAAACGGCAUGUUGUGCACCGUGACCUCAAGGCUGAAAACCUCCUCCUCGACGGAAACAUGAACAUCAAGAUAGCGGACUUUGGUUUCAGUAAUUUCUUCACUCCUGGCGAGCACCUGGCAACGUGGUGUGGCAGUCCGCCGUAUGCUGCCCCAGAAGUCUUUGAGGGCCAGAGGUAUGACGGACCUCAACUGGACAUUUGGGUGAGUUAGAAUGAUAAUAAUAAUGAUAUUAAUAAUUAAUAAUGAUGAUGAUAUUGAUUAUGGUGAUGAUAACAAUAAUGAUGAUAAUAAUUUAUAAUGAUGAUGAUGGGGAUGAUGAUAAUGAAAUGUCGCAAUAUCAGUUUGCUUUAUCGUGAGACAACGAUCAACUCCUUUAGCGAUAAUGCUAAUGAUAAUGACAUUAAUAAUAAUGAUACUAGUAAUAUGAUAAUAAUAAUGAUAAUGGAAAUAAUAAUGAUAUGAGUGAUAAUGAUGAUAAUGAUAACAAUAAUGAUAAUGCUAAUGAAAAUGAUAAUCAUAAUAAUGAUAAUCAUCAUGAUCAACGUCAUCAUCAUCAGCGAAAUACUUAUUUACCAAAAGCAGCUACUGCAUCUUUAAUGAACUGUUCUCUCUGUGGGCUUUGCUCUCACAGAAAUACAUAGCUAACAACAGCUAGUAGCGAAUGAACGUACAAACGAACGAACUAUGAACAAACUAACCAACAAACUUACUAACUAACUAACUAACUAACUAACUAACUAACUAACUAAUGGUUUGCCAGUGAAUAGCUCAAUAAGCUCGUAAUCAAAUUGCAGAGAAAUAAGCAAUUCUUAGUAAGCAUUUUCUUUUGGGAAAAUAUCAGGUACAGAAACUUGAACAAAGCCCUUGGAAAAGAGGGAAACAAAUUUUACAACAUUUUCCAUGUUUUUGCAAACUGGGUAGAAUUUUGUGAUGGUUACAACAAAAACAUCCAACCCUUUGUUCUUCAAAAACAUUGACAAAACCAUGAGUCUUCCCUCAAUUAGACUUGUGUACCAGGUGACUCACUGCCAACAGCGAACCAUAAACAAACACACAACGCAUGGUGAUUCAUCAGCAUCAUUGUCAAAACACCUAGGAGUGCAAGUCUAACUGAUGCUGGGUAUCAAUGCAGGGUGAAUCAUUAAUGAUGAUGCAUGGUUUGUAAUGAUUGUGACAGAAUCUGUGACAUAUAGGCGAGUAAUGCCCUGGCCACACCAACAAAUCUGACUCCUAAGCGACCGAUGGUAUGUCAUUGGUAAUAAUGUAAUAGCUCCUGUUGGCCUGGGUUUUUUUCGAAUGGUAUGACUGCAGCAUAUGAAUUUGCUCUGCAUCAAGUCACAGAGAUCUGAAAUCUUUGUAUCCACUUUAUUUGUGUGGAGUGGAAGUUGACUAAGAAUGGAGUAAGCAAUUGGCUGACUGUUUUGCCAGUCAAAGCGACUUCUCUUCUACAUUACCUAUGCGUGACAUGGGUUCGAUCUCAACUCGGUAUCAUAUUUCUUUGACUAAGUUGCAUAAACUUGACUCCAAGCUGAUGCCAAUUAUAGUCAUAUUUGACUCCAAUAAUAAGCAGAUGUAUUGAAAAAUAAAUAAAUUGAAAGACGUUUAUACGUGUGAACAUACAUGUAGGCCUGCAUGUACAGGCUGUAAAUUUCAAUUUGGUUCAAUUCAAAUGGUUAUUUCAGAGGUAGAAAGAAUACAAGACAGUCCCCAAAGAGAAAAUAUUAUUUCUUUUCAUUAUUUCACCAGCUGGAAAUUUGAAAAAAUGUGACUUUGGAGUGAAUUAAUGACCCCUAGUCUUCUUAACCUUUGAAUAAAUUCAUUUAGGGAGACAUAUUUAAUUCCUGCCCUCUAAGGUUAGUUUUUGAAUAAAUGUCAUUUUUGGGGUAAAUGGGGCUAAGAGGGAGGGGGGGGGGGCUGUAAAAACCUACAAGCUUCGGCCCAGAUUUGAUCAACAUGAAUCAGAAAUAAAAUAUCAUUUUUAUUAUCAAAUUGAUGAUAUUUUGAUAGGCAUUCAAAUUUGUGAUUUAGAAUGUAAUUUUAGGCUUAUGAUUCUCAUUUUAAUUUUAACGAGAAAAAGAGAGAGAGAAGCAUAUAGACUUAGCAAGAAAUGGGAAUAAAAAAAGAAGUGCAAAAGACAAACGAAUAUUGCUUGUAGACAAAAAACAUUCAUACACAUAGUCAUUUAUCCAUGUUAAAUUUACAUGAUUCUCUAUGACAUCUAAGGUCAAUCAAUGAAUAUUUUUUCUUAUUGUACAUGGAAUCGUCACCCCGUCACGUGGCCAUCUUCUUUCACUGCUUGACAAUUUGUGCGAUGUGUCGUCGAGGAUUGUCCGUUUUCCGGGAAAGCAAAGAUUGAUUGUGAUCGAGGGCAAGGAUACCUGGAGAGAGAUGAAAAAAAAAAUGUUCUCACUUGAAGAGGCUCUUCAGGUUGAUUAAAUUCUGAGUUUGACGAUGCUCCGUAAUUUUCCCCAGCUCUUAUAUUGUCUAUUGAUUUAGUCAAAAUAGGGCAUUGUAAUAUUUGCUCCCUUAAAGCGGUAGCAUGGUUAAGCGCAACAAGUUAAUGCAUCUGUUGACAACAAAAAUAUCACAAUUACUUUUCAUGGUCAGAAAAUUGUGAAUUUUGUCUAAUAUCAUAUGAGACACCAAAAGGAGUGAAAAUGAGAAAGUACUAUUUUUGGAUGGUAAUUGACUCAUGGCCUACAUGUACAGGAAUAGAGUGAUCCAUGCACAAAUCUUGAAAGGGAAUUGCAGAGUUCAAACACAAUGCUUACAAGCAAAAAGAAAAAAACACACUUAUACCCCUUUCAUAAACCCAAUAAAACCUAUCCUCCAAUUAGCCGCCUAAGAGAAAUACGGAUAAUUCAAUAAAAAUUGCGUUCACAAACUCCGAAAAUUAUCCGCAUUAUUUUUAUGAGCGCCGUCCUGAAAAAGGCGGAUAAUCGUCAUGACAACUGGACAUGCCCCCUCCGAUGCGGUUGUGUUGGAAAAGGGUGACCUUGUGACCGCACCAUGGCAAUUAUCCGCAUUAUUUGGAAAUACGUUCAUAAACUCAAAAUCUUGUCCCGAUGCCGCUAUUAUGCGGAUAAUAGCAGCAUCAGAAUAAUGCGGAUAACUCUUGUCCUCCUCUGAUUUUACGACCAAAUUAUGCUGCUAUUAGCCGCAUAAUUGGGUUUUAUUGGGUUUAUGAAAGGGGUAUUAUAUUACCUACAACUUACCCUUCUUUUUGCACAAUUUUAAGGAUAAAUUUACAUUGAUCACCAAUUUGAUGAAAUUAGGGCAUGCUCAAAAUGUUGUGUACAGGUUGAAGGAUGUUAACCUCAUUUAUUCUAUAUAUUGUAUAAUUGGUGUUCAUGUAAGUUUCAGGCUGGUUUCAGGUUGGUAUAGAUGUAAAUGUAGGCCUAUAGUUGGACAUCUUCUUGGGUGAGGGGGGGGGGGAUUCCUGCUGCAAAGUGUGUAGGGUCAAACAGUGUGUUCACAGUUUUUCACAGUGUGUUCUCUGUGUGUUUACAGUGUUCACAGUUUGUUCACAGUGUGUUCUCAGUAGGUUCACAGUGUGUUCACAGUAUGUUCUCAGUGUGUUCACAAUGUGUCCACAUUGUGGUCAAAAUGUGUUCAAAGUGUUUACUGUGUGUUCACAGUGUGUUUAUAGUGUACCCACAGUGUGUUCCUAAUGUGUUUCACAGUGUUAAAAUGCUUUAAGUAAAUAGUGUGGAGAUAAAACACACUGCAGACAUGCCUUCAGUACUCAGCAUUCACAUUGUGUUGAUUGUUGCCAAUAUCAGACUAAAAGGAAAAUAUGAUUCACAUGGUUGAAAUGUUCAUAUUUACUAGUGAUAAUGAUUUCACAUUGUGACACACUGUUGACACACACUGUGGACAAUGAUGGACGCCUCCCUAUCAAGCAGGGAUUUUACAAUAUUUUAGAUGUGAAAACAUCUGAAGAAGCAUCAG